Molecule: messenger RNA, 2227 nt
Organism: Corylus avellana
Lineage: Eukaryota; Viridiplantae; Streptophyta; Magnoliopsida; Fagales; Betulaceae
Gene: PDE135
Product: Xanthine/uracil permease family protein
Biological process (GO): transmembrane transport
Cellular component (GO): membrane
Molecular function (GO): transmembrane transporter activity
Source: RefSeq, a predicted model, not a curated record
ACGUAAUCCCAAACGCACCCAGCUAACUCACACAGAACUCCUUAAACAGCUUUCUUCUCUUGAAGAAAUCGAUUCUACUUACUUUUAAAUCUCAUAUAUUUAUAUCAAAGUUUUCUUUCUUUUUCGUUUUUCUUUUUCCAUUAUAUUUCUCGUGUCGGUGAUUUGUAGUCUGUCAGAGAAGAGUAACACCGACCCUAGUGAGCAAUACAAAAGCUAGAGCAGAGGAAGAGUUAGAAACCAAAAGAAGAAGAAGAAGAAGAAGAUGGUGGAAACAGCAAACAACCAGCAGCCACAGCCAGGACCGCCGCCGAUGAGGCCGCCGGCGCUACCUAUGGGAGCCGCAAAGGGACCCACUUGGGCUCCGGCCGAGCAACUCCAUCACCUCCAGUUCUGCAUCCACUCCAACCCUAAUUGGCCGGAAACAUGUUUGCUGGGUUUCCAGCACUAUGUGGUGAUGCUUGGAACUACGGUUUUGAUUGCCAAUACGCUAGUGCCUCCAAUGGGGGGGAGUGAUGGUGAUAAAGCCCGUGUUGUUCAAACAUUGCUCUUUAUGUCGGGACUGAACACGCUGCUUCAAACACUCAUUGGGACUAGGCUUCCUACAGUGAUGGGUGCAUCAUUUGCUUUCGUCCUACCGGUGUUGGCAAUUAUCGAUGAUUUAUCUGGUGAGGUCUUCACGAGUGAGCAUCAGAGGUUUCUGCACACUAUGCGAACAAUUCAAGGAUCCCUAAUUGUUUCUUCUUUUAUCAACAUCUUUCUCGGAUAUAGUAAGGUGUGGGGGAACCUAACAAGAUUUCUUAGUCCCAUUAUUAUCGUACCAUUUGUUUGUGUAGUGGGUCUUGGUCUGUUCAUGAGGGGCUUCCCAGUGCUUGCUAAUUGUGUGGAGAUUGGCCUGCCCAUGCUUAUUCUAGUGGUUUUCGUCCAGCAGCAAUUGAAGCACAUCCAUCAUCGUCUGGCCUCUAUCACAUUUGAGAGGUUUGGUUUGCUUCUUUGCAUUGGUAUUGUCUGGGCUUUUGCUGCUAUGCUCACUGCAGCUGGUGCUUACAACCAUGUAAAACGGCAGACUAAACUGAGUUGUCGCACAGAUCGUACCUUUCCCAUAUCAGCUGCUCCAUGGAUUAAAAUCCCUUACCCAUUUCAGUGGGGCACUCCCAUAUUCAGAGCGAGCCAUGUCUUUGGGAUGAUUGGGGCAGCCUUUGUUACAUCUGCAGAGUCAACUGGAACAUUUUAUGCAGCGGCACGUCUAUCAGGAGCUACACCCCCUCCAGCACAUGUUCUCAGUCGAAGUAUUGGCCUGCAGGGUAUUGGCAUGCUUAUUGAAGGGAUCUUUGGUUCUGUUGUUGGUACUACUGCAUCUGUUGAAAAUGUUGGGCUCCUUGGAGUGACUCACAUAGGGAGCAGAAGAGCAGUGCAGAUUUCAACUGCUUUCAUGCUCUUCUUUUCCAUAUUUGGGAAGUUUGGUGCAUUCUUUGCAUCUAUUCCUUUAUCGAUAUUUGCUGCCAUGUACUGUGUUUUGUUUGGCAUGGUUGCUGCUGUUGGGAUCUCACACAUACAGUUUGCAAACAGUAAUUCCUUGAGAAACCUCUACGUUUUGGGCCUGACCCUGUUCCUUGCGAUAUCAAUACCUCAAUAUUUUGUCACGAACACCGAUAUGAAUAAUGGUCAUGGACCAAUUAGUACAGACGGUGGAUGGUUCAACAACAUCUUUAACACAAUAUUCUCGUCGCCGCCAACCGUGGCAAUAAUCGUUGGGACACUGCUUGAUCACACACUUGAUGCAAAGCGCACAGUUAAUGACAGGGGAUUUCAAUGGUGGGUUCCUUUCCAAAAUAGGGAUGGAGAUGCUAGAAAUGGCGAGUUCUACAGUCUUCCCAUGAGGCUAAAUGAAUUUAUGCCUACAAGGUUUCUCUGAAUAACUCUUACCCACAUGUAUAUUAGCUAUAUACUAUGAGCAAAACAUUGGUUUUGUUUUGUGUUUUCAAAACAUUUGUUUUGUAAUAUGUAAAUCAAGGCGUGUUCUGAAUAUAGAUUAGACUGCCACUGAUUGUCCAUAUAGUUUCAGCGUGACGAGCAUAUUGGCUCUUGGAGGCAUCAGCCAUUGUUGUGCCGACUGAAAAAACGAGCUCACCAUGAACCUUUCUGGUGCUUCAUUCUCUACAAUUUUGUAUGUCUAAAUUUUAUCCACCAACAGAUGCGCUAUUUAAUAUACUGCUAGGAUUUGCACUUA